This is a messenger RNA of Procambarus clarkii (red swamp crayfish), 2677 nucleotides long. NCBI's taxonomy places the organism in Eukaryota, Metazoa, Arthropoda, Malacostraca, Decapoda, Cambaridae. The record is from RefSeq and is a predicted model, not a curated record.
ACGACCUUGAAGUACCCGGCCAGAGUAAACACUCCAUCAUGGCUUCUGGAGCUCAGCGUGCUACGGACACAAUGACGAUCUUGGCUUCCAGCUUCUUGUAAACUUAUGGCUUGCUUUACCGACGACGACGAAAGAAAACCACCAAUCAUGUCUGAUCUAAAGCCAGUUCAUCAGAUGGUGUCAUCGUGCACAGGAGCAGUUAUCACAUCAGUGUUCAUGACACCCUUUGAUGUUGUGAAGGUACGAUUACAGGCUCAACAGAGAGCACAACUUAGCCGGACGUGCUUUCUCUACUGUAAUGGUUUGAUGGACCACAUCUGUAAUUGUGCAGCAUCUAUACCCACCCAUACUGAGAAUCAUAAUUGGUACAAUCGUCCAAUUCCAGUACAUCUUAACGGAACAGUGGAUGCCUUUGUUAAGAUAUCCAGAAAUGAAGGAAUUCAGUCUCUUUGGUCAGGCCUGCCACCCACACUUGUUGUUGCAAUACCUAAUACUGUCAUAUACUUCACAACUUAUGAACAGCUUCGUACAGCUUCUCUUAGAUACUUACCAGGAAAUGGGAUAGACCCUCCUUCUUGGGUAGGAGGAGUAGCAGGAGGCUUGGCAAGAAUAUGGGCUGUUAGUGUCGUCUCACCUUUUGAACUUGUAAGGACAAAGAUGCAAGCAAAGAGUAUGCCUUAUAAAGUAUUUUAUAUAUACUGUAUUUCAGUUAUAUAUUGGUUUUCCUAUGAGAAUAUGAAAACAUAUGCAAACCAGCAGCAACCAACAGUUAACUUUUCACUGUUUGCCGGAGCAGUCUCUGGAGGGAUUGCAGGAGCCCUCACUCUUCCACUGGAUGUGAUCAAAACACACAGGCAAAUAGAAAUUGGUGAGAAGGAGCUCUUUUCAGAUAACAUCAAAAGUUCUGGCUCAACCAAGCAGAUGCUGGCAAACAUCUACAGACAGCAGGGCGUAAAGGGCUUGUUCUCAGGUCUGGUUCCGCGAUUAGCGAAAGUGAUGCCAGCAUGUGGCAUCAUGAUCUCUUCGUAUGAAUAUGCCAAAAGGUUCUUUAGAAGCCGUAAGCAGUUAGAUACUGUUGAGUAAUAAAGUGCUUUUUUUGUCUCUGUUAUAUUUUUGUGUAAAAUAUUCCUAUGAACUAGAAAACUUUUAUUUAUUAAUUGUAAUUUGAGGUCUUUAUGAACCCGUUUGCUCAAUGCUUUUAAUGUAUGGCGUACUUGGCUGUAUACUGACUAUGGUGUAUUUAAAUCAGUUUUGUAUGUGUUAUAAAUGUGAUUAUGAAUUAUAAAAUGUAAUCCAUGAAUAUAAUGAUUUUGUUCAUUCUGAAUACAUUGUGAGAAAUGUAAUUUUUUUAAAACUAACUUAUGAUUGCUGUGACAUAUAGUACUUUUAAUAGAGGUACAGUAUUGCAAUUCUACAAUUUUUGCAGAAAAAAUUAGUUUAAACAAAAACUUACUUUCUCUUCUCAAGUAAUUUAGUAUGUUGACACCAUAUUAUGUUGUAAAGAAAGGCACAUUUGCAGCUUAUCAGGUGUGUGUGUGUGCAUGCAUGCAUGUAGGCACAGUGUUAAUACCUUGUGCUGACCCAGUUGUGUCUGUUUAUGUACUGUGUUUUCUCAGCUGUGUGUGUGUGUGUUCAGCUCCUAUGACUGUCUCUUUACUCUAGAUCAGCAUUUCUCAACCAGGAUUCCACAUAUCCCAAAGUAACUAGGGGUUCUGCAAGAGAUAGUGAUAAAUAGGUUAAUUUUAAUCAUAUUCAAAUUUUUUUUUGAAAUUUUUGUAUUUAAUUUUUCUCAUUUAAUCAGUGUCAAGCACAAAAACAGAAAUCGUCGCCUUUCAGUUGAUAAUGAUAUCCACACAUUUAUCUUAAGUAAGACCUGUAAUUAUUUUAAGAGUACAAAGGUUGAGAAAUGCUGAUCUAGACAUUCAUUGUUGAUUGCUAGUUUCUUAGGUUGUAUCUAUCUAAUAUUAAAUUCAUAUGUUGAUUCAACCUUUACUUCUGAACCUCUAGUUUUAGCUUAUUCAACUAUUCCAGUGUACUUUAUACUUAUGAUGUUAUUCCUAAUGUCAUUGCAUGUGUACUCACCUAGUUGUGCUUGUGGGGGGAGUGGGUUGAGGUCUGGCUCUUGUGGCCUGCCUCUCAACUGUCAAUCAACUGAUUUUUUUUCACACACACACGCACCUAGGAAGCAGCCUGUAGCAGCUGUCUAACUCCCAGGUACCUAUUUACUGCUAGGUAAACAGGGGCAUCUGGGUGAAAGGUCCCUUCGGGAUUCAUGGUCCCUUAGAACCAUGAAUCCUGAGCGCUGUCCACUCAGCUGUCAAGCCCCCUAAUGUGUGUGUGUGUGUGGGCAUGCGUAUACACUAUUUCUAGGUUGUUUAUGGCAUGUCUCGAUUAUUGCUUCCAUUCACCUAUGACUUACUUUUAUUUAUUUUUUUUGGUCAGGCUUUCUAGCUCCUAGGUAGUCUUCUCAGCUUGGUGCCUUAGUUUGAUAAUUACAUAUUGCACUUUCUAACUUUGUAUACAUGUUUUUAUUGGUUCAGUAUAUUGUACUUUGCCCAAAAUAACUGUCCCUGUGUUUCAAAUUUCUGCAUUUUACAAUUAUCUUAAUCCACCAUUGUUUUGUAAAAAAAAAAUAUGCCACACUUUGCUAGCCUACUAUAUAUAUAUAUAUAUAUAU